Messenger RNA from Schistosoma turkestanicum, 2071 nucleotides. The record is from the annotation of a GenBank genome assembly. Lineage: Eukaryota; Metazoa; Platyhelminthes; Trematoda; Strigeidida; Schistosomatidae.
GAACAGGAUUUCUGUUAGUUUUUGAUCAAGGAUGGUCAGUUUAUUAGCGAAGUUGAGAUACUUGUUCACUGUGACCUUAAAAUAUUUGAGUGGCUCCUGUUAUAUGCUCGAAAACGAAUUGAUCCUGAUGCGUAUAAGAAAUGCAUUUUAUCAACCUCUAAUGUCCUUGCACUAUUGGUCUCAUCAAACUUUCUUAAAAUGGAACAUCUGGUAAGGUAAACGGAAAUAUUCAAACAAGUACGUUAAAGACUUCUGAAUGUCUAGACUAUUUCUGUAAACAUGCUGGAACUAUUAUAGAAAGCCCUUUCUCAUUAGAUUGUUUGGGCGAUUGCUUGGUUGAACGGUAGUAAGAAUCGUAAUUAUCUGAAAUGCAUUCUAGCAUAGCCCUUGCAUUGAAUCUGGAAGAAUUGGAAAAGAUCAGGGAUAAGAAAGAUAAAAUAAAAAGCAAAAUAUUUUUUAAGAAAAUCGAACAUAUGUUUGAUUCUAAAUAUACUUCUCCAUAUUGUCCUAACAAUGCAGCAUAUUUAUUUCGAUGUCGAAAAUGUGAUAAAGUACUGACCAGAAAUAUUUCAAAUAUUAUUCCAUGUCUUCCAAAUCGUUUUAUAAUAACUCAACUUGGUAAUAUGAUACCUGUCCAUGACCCUAUGCCAGCAAAUGAACAUGAAUCAAUUUCAAUAAAUGAACCAUCUCAUCAGUGUGUCGAAAUUAAUAAUUCUUCACAAUAUUCACAUACGCUGUCGUCAUCAAAUACAUUAUCCAACUUACCUGGUCGAUCAGUAUCAACGCCAAAUAUCAGUGUGCAAAUGAUAACUCCGGUUACAGAAAAAUCCCCAUAUUUUUCAUGUACAGAACUUUUAAUCCAAUGGUUUACGGAAUUGGGAAACUGGCGUGAUGUAUUCUGGAAACUAUGGGCUACAAUAAAUCUUCAAUCAUGUAAACGUUGUGGUCAACAAUUUCCUAUCAUCGAAUUGGGGGAUGGUUGUUUCUAUCAUACAAUGACUUUUGUGCCAGCUCAGUCAGGUCAGUUAGUUAAUGAUACUGUUUCAAUGAAAAAAUCAUUUACAAAUAAAUUAGAUAAUUAUCAACUUGAUAAUGAUACUAAUUCCAGUAAUAAUCAAUUUAAAUCUACAUUCAAUAAAACAGAAAAUAUCAAAUCUCAUUGUGUAAAUGCUAAACCUCAUGAAUUAGUGUCAAGAAAACAUUCGCAGUCAAAUAUUACAAAUACUAGUUUAUCAAGACAUGAUAAACCUGAUUACAUCUAUCCAUGUUGUGGACUUGGAUUAUCAAGGUUCAAUUUAUUUCCAGUUCAAACUGGAUGUCAUAGAAGUGAACAUAUUUUAGAUGAAGAUAGUUCAGAUCCUGUAACGAAAUUAUGUAUACUACAUCGUGAAAUGUUAAUGUCAUGGGCUACUAAACGCCUAACCAAUCAAAAUAACACAUCUGCUUCAAUUACGAAUGGUGAACAGUCACAUAAACAUAAAAUUAAUUUAAGCCAGAUUAUUUGUAAUAAAGAACUUAUUUACAAAGCUCCAGCAUUUACACUCUUAGCCUGUUUGGAUAAACAACCUGAUCAAUACGACAAAUCAAAAAUGUCAAAUUUAUUUAAAGCAACAAUUAAUAGUCAACCUGUUGAGCCAAUAUUUGAUAUUAAAUAUGACGAUCAGAUAAUUAAAAUUAAUCAACCAAAAGAUAUUGAAAAUAGUUUAACACCGAUAAUUCAUUCUAAAGGUUUAUUAUCUUCAACAUUGCAUGAACGUAGAUGGGAUACAAAAAAAUGCAAUCGAAUUAAUCAAGAUAACCAACGCCAGGAAGAUUUACGUCGAAUGCAAAAAAUUAAUGAAUUUCUAUGUGCACAACGUCACAAAACAACGACGUGUUCUGAGAUGACCAUUUCUAAAGAAUGUCAAGCUGGAAUUUACACACGUUUAGAUUUACAAUGGCGUUCACAAUCUAGCUUGACCCCAUCAAAAUCAACAGUGAAUCAGGUUAUUCGAAAGCCUAAGUCGCAGGUAUCUUCACUUCCUUUUCGUUAAUUCACUACAUACAAACUUAAAUACAUUAAAUCAUUGUG